GCAGAGGGACCGGGGGCCGGCGGUGGGCAGCUGCGAGAUGUAGCAGCCAAAGAUGGUCGUCUCCUCGCGGGGCGUCGCUGAGGACCGGCUGCCGCCUCCGAGCCCGGCUCGCUGACCGUCUGCCUGCGAUCCCGUCCUCCGGGGAGACCGUGAAGCUUCGCCAGGGCGUUGUUAGCAUGGGGACAAAGGCGGAGGAGGCUGUUCCAACUUCAGGAAAGUCUGGAAGUGUGCCUUACAUGAACACAGGUGAAAAAGUGAAAACCCGGAAGUUCCAGCAGGAUGUGAAGCCUAGAGAUGAGCAGUAAUUACUGCAACAACGUGUCAGUGAGCAUGAAUGUCAACGAGGUGUCCAACUUGCCCCUGACUCUGGAGCAAAAAACCGGCUUUGCCUUUGUAGGGAUCCUGUGUGUCUUUUUGGGACUUCUGAUUAUAAGAUGCUUCAAAAUCUUACUAGACCCUUAUAGCAGUAUGCCAUCUUCCACAUGGGAGGAUGAGGUCGAAGGGCUGGAUAAGGGGACGUUUGAAUAUGCUCUUGCAUGAAGAAAAAAAAAUCCCAGAAAAUUUCUCUUAAUUUCUAAAUUGCCUUAAUUUCUCUUGUUGUGGGGCUGGUUUGAUUCAUUUUGGGGUGGGUGAGGGAAUAUCCUCGUGAGGAGGCAUUUGUAAUAGACACUGACGUUUCAAAGAUGUGGCAGUGGCAUCCUUUGGUUAAAUAAAGCUUUGUUGCAGAUUCAUAAA
Molecule: messenger RNA, 735 nt
Organism: Pogona vitticeps (central bearded dragon)
Lineage: Eukaryota; Metazoa; Chordata; Lepidosauria; Squamata; Agamidae
Gene: CTXN2
Product: cortexin 2
Source: RefSeq, a predicted model, not a curated record